Blepharisma stoltei is the source of this 2843-nucleotide messenger RNA. The record is from the annotation of a GenBank genome assembly. NCBI's taxonomy places the organism in Eukaryota, Ciliophora, Heterotrichea, Heterotrichida, Blepharismidae.
AUGCCACUUAAAUCAAUCCUAGAAAUUGUAGUCCAGCUAGAUCGCUUUGUCAAUAUUGAUCUCUCUCAACAAGGACUCUAUCAAUUACAAAUUUCUUGCUAUUAUCAACUUUCCCAACAAAAAAUCUACGCAGUUCCCAUUACUUACACUUAUUCGAAAUCUUCUCGCGAAGACCUCAUCAAAGUAGACCCUCACAAUAUAAUUUCUGGGUAUUUAGACGAAAAAUUAUUGUGUGUACACUCAAAAACUUUUCUGAUUCGAUAUAGUGAAGAAAAAGUCAAGCUCAACGAAGUCGCAACUUUUCGUUUGGAAAUCGAAGUUACUGAAAAUUUUUCACAAAUCCCUUUGACCUUACAACUAGGAUAAUUAAAAUAUGGCGUAUCAGUGCUUCGCGGUCGGCUAUGCUGACUACCACUGAGCAAAUAUUUUAAUUAUAUCCGACAAGGUUUUACCAAGCUGGAAAUUGGCAGCUAUGCUAGGUAAGCAACUCCUGUGGUGUAAGGAGCCUAGCCCUUGUCCUUUUUCUGGUUUGGGUUUUACCUCGAGGACAAUGGAGACUUGGAAGAUCGAAAGGGGCAGCCCAGCAAAGUCUUUUGGACCUAUCGAGCAACGAACCAUUGUGAAACCAGGGGUUACGGCCUAGGCUGCAAGCUUUCCCUUUUGCCGACAGUAGGCAGAAAACCCAUUUUUUGGAUUUUCUGUUUAGGCAACCUCGUCGCUGCAGCCUGAAGCAAGGCCCCUGGAACCCAUCGCCAGCCGACUCAAGACGAAGCCACCGCGAAGUGGCAAGGAGGAGGUGACGGCCAGGCAAUUUUGCCUUUCCUGCGAUCGGAAGUUGACGUCCCGCAAAGUAGAUGAAUCCCCUGGUGAGUCCUCGGUAACCGAGCUAGCAAAGUGGACUCAAACCACCUGAAUAAGUAAGUAAGUAAGUAAGUAAGUAAGUAGUAAGUAAGUAAGUAAGUAAGUAAGUAAGUAAGUAAGUAAGUAAGUAAGUAAGUAAGUAAGUAAGUAAGAGCUUACAACUAGACCUCUUAUAUGGUGAAGUUUCAGCAAAAAAGCCACUUGUCCAGAGCACCCAUCAAGUUUCCUAUGAAAAUGUCCUCUCAGUGGUAAAAUCCAGGAACUUCAUUAUUUCUUACCCUCUAAAAGGCCUCCACGAUUUCCUUCCAGGGUUUUUUGGCUCCAGAUGAUUUUGUGCAGUCGAAGGAAUAGUCCAUGUGAUUUUUUAUGAUUAUAAAUUACCAUAUGGCGACAUGCACACCUUUGUUAAUCAGCUAUUUGCUGACAAAAAAGGAAGACUAAAAAGCUUUAUAGGUGCUAGCGAAAUUGAUGAAAAAUAUAAUGAAUAUAUCUCGAUUUUAGCACAGGUUCAUGAAGGAAUGAGAAAACAUAUAGAUCAAUUAGCCAAUAUUUGUUCACUUGGAGAGGCUAUAAUUAAUAGUCUAAAAAUUUAAUUUAUAUAUAGGCAGUCAACAUUAUUUUCUAUAAAAAAAUAAAAAUUAAUCAUAAUAUUAGGAUUUUUUAGAAAAGAUAAAUGGUAUAUAAAAUUGCAGGCUUUAAGACUUCCACUUAUAGAUGAAAAUGACGGGGACGCAAGCAGUCGAAAUUUCUCUGAAAAAUUAGGAAGCAGCGAUCCAUAUACUGUAUGUGAAAAUUUAUUAAGAGAGUCGAAGCUUCUCGCUGGGUUUAUUUAUCAAGCAUUUAUACAGCUUAGGGAUAUCAUUGUAAAAAAUCCUAGAAAAACCUGCAAAUAUUUCAAAAGAAUUUAUGAGGACAGACUAAUGGAAAGAUAUGGGGAAUUCGUCGUAAGAGAAAUACACAGAAAAUGAGAAUUUGAUAUCUGUGGGGUCGAAAACUCCAGAAAAUUGCACAAAAUUACUGCGAAAUCUAUGAGAAGAAGCCCUUAUUUUAUGAAUUUAGAGUUCCUUCCUCUGCAAGAGGAAUCUUUAUUCCCAGUAGCCAGACUGCACCCAAUUAUGUUUGAGCAAAUUUUUUAUGCAGAAAAUGAUGUAAAUAAUGAAAAUUUAAUAAGAACUCCCAGCGGAAAUCCUAUAGAAGAUAUGCAUGUAAUUGUACUGGUCCAUGGAUUCCAAGGUAACUCAUAUGACUUAAAAAUCGUGAAAAAUUACAUUGGGAUGGUCUAUCCCCGAUGCUUUUUCCUCGAGUCCACCUCUAAUGAAAAUCGGACUGAAGGCGACAUCCAAGAAAUGGGUUUUCGGCUCAGCAAAGAAUUAAUCCACUUUCUAAGUGAAUGAUGCCCUGACGAAACCCCCGAAAUUUCUUUUAUCGGCCACAGCUUAGGAGGGUUAAUAAUCCGAGCAGCUUUACCUUAUUUAUCCUGCUUAUCUGACAAAAUGAGGCUUUUCUUGACCUUAUCCACCCCACACCUUGGGGUUAUGUACUCCAGUAAAAUCCUUGACGCCGGGAUGUGGGUGCUAAAAAAAUUCAAAAAAUUUUUGUCUAUGAAACAGCUUUGUUUUGAAGACCAUGAGUCAGUCGAAGGUACUUUUCUAUAUAAAUUAUCAAAAUAUGAAGGCUUGGAAUGGUUUAAAUAUGUCGUAUUAGUAAGCUCAGCCCAAGACAAAUACGCCCCAUUUGACUCUGCGCGUAUGGAAGUCCCACCUCGUGCGUCAAGAGAUGCAGAAAAAGGAAAUUUAUAUAUAAAUAUGGUCCAUAAUCUGCUGAAUAGGCUGACUCUGCAGAAAUUAAUAAAGCUUGACGUGAAUUUCAAGCUAAAUCAGUCAAUAGACACAAUGAUAGGAAGAAAAGCGCAUAUGCAGUUUUUGGAGAAUGAAGGGUUUUUGAGAAUGCUAGUGUAUAGAUAUCCUGAGUUUUUUAGUUAA